AUGCCAGAGACAGAAAUUUUGGCCAGCGGCGUCAUCAAGAAGAAGCGAAGCAAGGUCAGCAGGGCAUGUAACAAUUGCCGAAGGCGCAAGAUCAAGUGCACGGGUGCGAACCCGUGCCUCAACUGUCAGACAUACAAGUGCGAGUGCACUUACAACCUGCAGUCUCCUCCUACGAUAGGUACUGGAGAUUUUUCGCUCAAUACGCGCGGAGUUCCGCUAAAGACAGCCGCCUCAGGGAUAUCCGCACCAAAACCAACGAUAGCGGCCAAGGCGCCGGUGGGCUUCAUACCCUGCGAUAGCGUACCGCCGGUCUGUACUUCCUCUUCCUCUUUGGAUGCGGACUCUACCUCUGUCCCACAGGCCAAAAUUUUUGCCGGUCUCCCGAAUGGGCUCUACGAAGACGACAGUGAGAUACUGAAACAACUUAGUCGGCUUUCAGAGGCUCUUAAGGCGCUCAAGUGCAUGCCGCCAUCAGCACGAAUGACUGGGGCGAUACAAAACAUUCAGGACCAGAUUGACGACAUACAGACCAGUUGGCGGCCCGCGGUUCGGAUGAAUGCUACGAACAGUGUUUCCGAGGCAACCACGUCUUUAGAAACUCGGCUCAUGAUAAACAAGUACACUGAUAACGUAUCGUUGACGCGGUUUUCUACUAUUCAACCGUCUCCAGUAUUGUCGCAAUCUAAUUUCCUCAACCAGCAGCCGGUGGUGGAUGACACAUUCGGCCUAUAUAGCCCAGGACUCUUGCUUUCGGUUAGAGGAAUUGGAUAUCUGUUCAAAAACUUCUUCAACCCUGGUGCGAAAAUGGCUAGAGAGUACAAGACAACGCUGUAUAUGAUGCUAAGGUUUUUCGAUACUUGCUUUUAUCAUCUGGACCUAGCAGCUAAGUCAUGGCUCUCGCCAAUCGAGACAUACUACGAAUUGAUUUCAAAACCCUUUAAUUCGAAGGCACAAUCAAUAAAAGAUUUAAUUGAUGAAAUACCAGGAAGUUUGAUAGCAAAAUCUAAAGAGGCCUUCCCAGAAUUUCCUCAGCCUUCAAAUAUUGAUGAGAAACUGCCUAUGUUUCAUUGGCUUAUAAGGCUUUCGGAAACAGUAUCAUUCGAACCGAACCCAGAAUAUUUCGGUUCAGCAAAUCAAUCGUGUGAUCCGCCCUCAAUUGAAAACUACUUGCGCUGUACAGAGAUCCUCUUUAUUCUUACGUUUGAGUACUUGCAUACCACCAUCCACACGCCUUUUGGCGACUUGGAUUUUCUUGAGUCGCUUCUUAUCCUAAUGAAGCACCAGUAUUGGGUUGGAGAGUACCAUUUUUUCUUUCAAAUAAUUUCAAUGGCUGUUGGUUAUGCCCAAAACUUAGGAAUUCAUCGAUGGGAAUUUUACGUUGGAAUUGAUGAGGAAUUAGCAGAGAGAAGGCGGUCUAUGUGGUGGAAGUGUUACUGUUGGGACAAAAACUAUGCUAUACGAACAGGUAAGCAGGCGGUAAUCAACGACAACAGCGUUAACUGCUUACUUCCAAGGUUUUUUAGAAAUCUAGGAUUUUUGGACAAAGAUGAUUUUUUGAAAAGGGUAACGCUUUUGAAAGGUACUAUCGGAGGAUCAGUACUCGAUAUCGCAGAAUACUUUGCGACCGCUAUUUCGAUCUUAAUGGGGGAUUUUUUUAGCAACGUUCUUUACAACAAUGUCUACACUGAUUUUAGAAAUCAGGCGAAGCCUCCCAGUUUCAGGGAAAAACUAAUGUUUGACCUGAUCGAAGACGUCAGAAAAUUCAUUGAAAGGUUCGAAGCCAGUCAGCAGCACGCUCAAGGGCUCAGUGAGUAUAUCACUAAAUGUGAAACCUCCAACGACCUUCCUAGUAGUGACAUGUUUAGUUGUGACAGAAACGUCUCAUACAAAGCAGCAGCAAUUGUGGUUUAUUCUCAUUUUGUUUUGUCUGUUUGCCUGGUCUCUGUUGAGCAUUUGUUCGCUCGGCUCAAAACCGGAAACUUUCCGGUAAGGAUUUCAGAGGCUCUAGGAAAAAACCGAGGUAGAGUUUCUACUUCAUGGAGGUUCGUGAUGACGAUGAUGAGCAGGAGCAGUAUACAUUUGAUGUGGAGAAUAAUGAUACCCGGCUCUAUUCUCUUCUUGACGGUACUUUCUGAUCUUUUUACGCAAUGUAAUGGGCGUGUAAUUGAAGACGUCAUUUUAGUGUUAAGAGUCUCUCGGAAUUUUGAUUCUGUGGGUCCCACUGAUGAUUGUUGCAAUGAUAUGAUCAACAAGAGCAGGAUUAUCAGACAGCUUAUGAAAUGCAGAACAUUUUUCCUAAUCAUGGUAAGAAUAAGCCUUCAACUUUUUAUGCGGACUUCUCAUAUCUCCGUGGUAGACAUGCUAAAUCUAAUUGCUCAACAAGAUAUUACACUUGUUGCCACAGCAGAAGCGAUUCUUAAUGGAACGAAUAAGAAUUUUAAGCAGUGCUUUCUUGCAAUGGAAAGAAGUUCCGUCCACUUGAACAUUGAGCGCUCUUUGGAACAGGAACAAGCUCUAAUAAACUCACAAUCUGCUGCUAAUUUGGAAAUUGGUGACCAAUUUCCGGCACCAAAGGUCGAGGAUUUUGGCCCAUCUUUUUCCACAUUAAAAAGCCGAGAAUCUGAAGGCAACGAGAGGGUGCCUGGUAGUACCGUCAAACAGGGAACUUUUGCCCCUUCAUCGCCGACAAUGAAUUUCAAUUUGGGAUCGCUGGACGAUUUUUUGAAUUAUGGCGAGGAUGAUCUUUAUAACAAGCUCUGGAGCGACAUAAACACCGAGUUCCCUGAUUUCCUACAGCAAGACUCUAUGCAACAGUGA
Molecule: messenger RNA, 2817 nt
Organism: Lachancea thermotolerans CBS 6340
Lineage: Eukaryota; Fungi; Ascomycota; Saccharomycetes; Saccharomycetales; Saccharomycetaceae
Gene: PDR1
Product: drug-responsive transcription factor PDR1
Exons: 1
Coding region: 1-2817 (938 amino acids)
Biological process (GO): DNA-templated transcription; regulation of DNA-templated transcription
Molecular function (GO): DNA-binding transcription factor activity, RNA polymerase II-specific; DNA binding; zinc ion binding
Source: RefSeq, a predicted model, not a curated record